GCGUCUGAUAUAUUCUGUUUCUGGACAUCUAUUUCUCUGUACGAUAUCCAUAGAUCAAAUACGACAAAGACUGCUCUUUGGGUACGAUGAUGCGACUACGACACUCGUUUUAUUAUUCGAGCUUUCGAAUAGGAGUAUAAGACGUGGGAUGAGUUGGUUAUUACUAUGAAGGAAUAUUGGAAAUUCGCCGACUAUACGCAUCAGAGAGAACCGAUUCCGAAGUCUGACUCGCAAGACUUGGAAUUGUCUGUUACAUCCAGUCUGAAAUUCAUAAUUGAUAGCUCCGAUGUAUCUGCCUUCGAUCAAGGCAAGACGUGUCGAAUAUUCGGUUCCAUUAGCCGAUAUGUGUCAGACUCUAUACCAGCUGUGAUACUCAGUAAUGAGACCGCUUCUGACCAAGGUUUGUCACCAGCUACAGGCUAUGAGAAAGCCAUGUCGGCUGAUGAUCACUGCUUCGAUCAAGUCACCAAUAUAGCAGCCAUACCUCAGAACGUUGAAACCCUCAAUCCUGUUGUUCUCGAAGAACCUCGGCCACAGCCUCGGAACUCAGCUGUGCUCACUCAAUACAAGAGCCCUGAUCAGGACAAGACUGAAGCAGUUGAGGUAUCCAGUAAUUCGAGUCAACUCAGGCGAAUACGCACAGAAUGUUCAGAUGACAAUACCUCCCUGGAAGAGCAGGAAGACCUUCCGGAAUCGAAGUCUUUACCAGACAAUUCGUUAUCUCCUCAUCAGCUCGAAAAGAGAGAAGGGAAAGACACACAGCCUGUUUCUAGUGGUCUGCGAAUGAAAUUAACCUUCACUAAUGAGAGUGCGAUACACCAGAGACUGUACAAACUGUGCAAGAACCUCUGUGCUCACAAGAGUUGGAGUACUUGUCUGUUUGUUGCAAGGGAAGUGUGUUAUAUUACUACUUGUUUGGUGCGAAAACUGCGGCGUGGUCCUUUGCAAUUUGCGAAAGGAAGAAUCGUUCUUAAUCGGGUGCAGCAACAUGGGCGGCACACACUCGCCUCUAAAAUACCCAUGCCGGAGACUCGGCGCAUCAUCGACAACAAACCAAAACUCGCCUUAUACCACGGUUCCGUGACGCACCCACUCGUCGUGUACGAAAACGAGGGCGCCCUGCCUCCGGCCUUGCUGUACGCCGGCCCCCGAUUGAUCUCGGCAUCCAUCAUCUUGGCCAUCAUGUUGUUAUUAAACGCAAUUGGAUACGGGGCCGUCACAGCCUUGAGCCCAUGCAGCAGAGAGAACGUCUCCGCAUGGCCUCACUUACAAGCCAUUGACCGCGAUCCUGCUGGGCUUCGCUGA
This is a messenger RNA of Pseudomassariella vexata, 1305 nucleotides long. RefSeq lists its product as uncharacterized. The transcript has 2 exons. Bases 166 to 1305 code for a protein of 379 amino acids. The record is from RefSeq and is a predicted model, not a curated record. Lineage: Eukaryota; Fungi; Ascomycota; Sordariomycetes; Amphisphaeriales; Pseudomassariaceae.